Molecule: messenger RNA, 297 nt
Organism: Trametes versicolor FP-101664 SS1
Lineage: Eukaryota; Fungi; Basidiomycota; Agaricomycetes; Polyporales; Polyporaceae
Exons: 2
Coding region: 1-297 (98 amino acids)
Biological process (GO): Mo-molybdopterin cofactor biosynthetic process
Cellular component (GO): cytosol
Source: RefSeq, a predicted model, not a curated record
AUGUCCGCAGACGCAUCCUCGACUAGUAGCAGACCCGCGAUCACUGUGCUCUACUUCGCCGCGGCGUCCACUGAGACAGGCCUUACCUCCGAAAGGGUGCCACUCCCGGCGUCGUAUGGCCUGCCGCUCAGUGCUCUAGCGGACGUUCUCACAGCACGGCACCCGGGGACGCACCUUGGUGAGGUGCUCGCACAGAGCCAGUGGGCGGUCGACGAGGAGAUGGUCGAGGACCCCGCGCAGGUCGUUCUCAAGGGCGGAGAGGAGGUCGCGGUGAUAUGUCCAGUUUCUGGGGGGUGA